AAAGCGCGCGCGACCGCCGAGCUGUGCUAUCUCCACACUCUCGGCUCGGUGGAACGCGCUCCGAGCGCUCAGUACGUCCUGCGCCGUUGUAAGUCGCGCCCACGCAUUCGGGACGACCCCGUAGCUUAGUCCGCGCCGUUUCGUAUUACUCGACUCGACUUUGGUGCACGAAUAGUGAAACCGGCUCGAAUCUCAUCUCCCAAGGGUCGAAGAUCUCGAGCAUUAACUUAUCAAAUUAACUGAAAACGACUCGCGCGAUUCGCUCUCCUUUUAAGCUAAAUCACUCAAAGUUUUUCGUGCAAAUUAAGGUGCGAGGUUAACAUUCUCCGCUGCAACGAUGACACUCGAAAGACCAGCUGGUCGUGACGUAACCACGACGCAUGAGAUUCCGACACGAGAAACACCGAAACAGAGUGCUGUUACAUCGACGGGGGAAAGUUAGUCAAAAAACGAAUAAUCGAAGGAAAAUCAGCCGCAGGAGGGAAACAAGUUGGAGAAGCAAAGAGAGAAUCCUGCCAAAGAGAGCUCAGUGACGAGGGAGGAAGAACAAAACGAGGAAGAUUGAAAAAAAAAACGAAAAAGCCCGCAUCAAAGUGAGUCUCAAGGUGGACAAAAAAAGUGGAGGGAAACGAAGAUCAACAAUAAAGUGACGCUCGUCGAAGGGACCUUUGAAAAUAAGCGGAAGUAGCCGGCCAUCUUUUUCUCUCGUGUCCCUCUUCGUGUGGACUUUACCCGACAGGCUUUUUCUUUCUCUCUCGAUAUUCUGCGAGAGUGAAAGGGCGACCUGAGCACAGUCGAGAUGAAGGUACCCGGACGAACGAACAAGUGACUCCGCUUCGAGCCUCGAAGCCAAAGUGAAUCAGCCAGCGGAAGUUGAGAGAAAAAAGGAUAAAGCCGAGAACGGGGAAAAGGGAAAGGGAUACGCGAGCGUGGCGGGCUCAGCGGCGGCCUGGCGGCCAAAAGUGUUGCUUCUUUCACUCGGGCAAAAGGGCCCGUGUGAUGGUCUCGGGGUGGUGCCCGUGCGUACCUCUGGGGCGCCGGGAAUCCCCGCGCCCACAGUCCAGCAUCCAUACUGCACACAAUUCAAUCGGCUAUCAUCACGGUGGCCCUUACACCGUUAGCGCCGCCACCGGUAACCCGGAAAUGGUUCAGAUGUUCUACUACGAGAAUCGCGGCAAGUGCUGCAAAAAGUUACUACGUUACGACGGAUACCCCAACAAAGUACUUCUAUUCCCUGACGAAGGUUGGGCAAGAAGCGCGAGUAGUUCCUACUGGACUCUGACGCCGUUCUGGUGGAGUAGAAGUCGGUGCAAAGUCGUCGAGGUCGCCGGAACCAGGAGGUACAGCACGCAAGCGAAAAUGGUCGACACGGGUACGGGGACGCUCUACAUCAUUGGGUCAUUCAAGAGGAUGACUGUUGACCCAGAUUUCAAGUUGUAUCUAACAUCGAACGUGUCAUCGAGCGACUUCAACAUGGGCUACAGCAUGACGGGCACCCUCGAACGAGGCUGCAAAAAAACAAACACCUUUCAGAUGACGCAUUUUGCAGUUAUACGAAGACGCGACUACGAGAAAGCCUACGAGGAUCCGAACCCCACCUAGUGUCCGUCCCCACCCGCACUCUCCGAGUGUGGGGAUUACGAGCACUACACGUAGGGUGCGUCUCAAGUCGUCGUAAAAAAUCAUCAUUUUUUGCUCCAUUUACUUUUUUCACGAAGCUCUUUCCUUUUAGUUUUUCGCCUCGAUACUCGGGCUCGCGAUACAUUUCAAGUGGGAAGCAACGAGGAAAGUACGAGACGGUGUCGUUGCAGUGAGAAAACAAAAGAAAUAUCGAGGCGUGAGUCAUUCCAAAGUUUGAUAAUCGGUCGAGCUCUUCGCUGAUGCGGAAGUCGUUAGGAUAUCGAGCGGAGACUUUAUCAAUCACGAGGAGAGAGAGAACAGGUUUUUAGAAUUAGAAAACAAAAAUCGUUUUUCAUCGUCACUCACGAAUUAUCGACUGGUCGAAUUUCGAAAUCUCUGCAUUUUUGACUCUCCAUUUCUCAUAAUCUUUCAACGAUAACAGAAAGAUUCGAGGACAAAAAAAUCGAACCUUGAUUUUUGGAAUAGCCACAUUUUUUUCGUAAGAAAUACCAUUUUGAUCGGAGCUCAAUUUCCUGUAAACGUUUCAAAAUUUACCAAAAAAUGCGUCAGUUAAACUGAAACAAUAACGAAACGAAAAUCGAAAUUCAAGUCGCACGCGAAUCUUGUUUUAUUUUUGCUCAAAAACAAUGAAUUUUAACGAAUCGAUGGCUGUUGUCUGUACGUAAAAACAGCCACUAUUAUUAUCUUUACUUUUAUUAUGAUCAUGAGGCAAACGGGACAUUUUCUCGGUCAGUCACGUUCGUUCACGAUCGUCGGUGAGACUGAGGAAAAUUCACGGAAAUUCCGGAUCCGCCAUCGUUCCAAAACGAGAUCGUCCUUUACGAAGGGAAGAGAAAAAGAGACAAAGAGCGGGGGCGGGAGAGGGAGAGGAGAAUGACAAGUCGUGCCGACGUGUCUCGUUAAUCAUGGUCCACUCUUUCACUAUCUGUCAUCCGGUGGAUUAUUUCCUCCAAUUAUAUUUCUCUCCCUCUCUUCGUCGUACAUUCUCGAUCAAGUGGCAUUUGCGACGAGUCGAUUUUUCGCUAGUCCUCACUCGCUGUAAAUCUCAUUUGUUCCGCAGACACGAGACUUUUGUAUAGUGCAGUAAUAUCAAAAGAAAUAAGGAUAAAAAAAAGAGCGUGCGGAGGGAGCGCGAACUUACGAAAUCCAAAGAAACGAAAAAAAAUUUAGUGACGAAACAAUUUAAUUCGAUUCAUUUCUGACAGCGCGAAUCGCGCGUUCUAGUCGAUAGUAGAAUGCAGAAAGCAAAGAAUUUUAAAAAGUUUUAAAAAAACGUCGUAAAAUAGUCUGAUAUUGAUGAUUUAUCUGGUCUCGAGAAACGAGAAAAAAAACUUUAACGAGUCCGAGACACCCCAGCAGCUACCGAGCCAAACGUCCAUUGAUAGUCUCUAAUUUAGAUGGAAUAAAUGAUCGAAUUGUUUAGGUGGAUUAAAAUUAUUGUAAAUGUUUAAGUGUAUAAAAAUUCAAAUGUGCGAGUAUGUCUGUGUAUGCGGGAGAUAAAUGAAAAAUGAGAAAGAAUAUGAAAAAAAAAAAAAAAAAAAAAAGAGAAAAGAAAUCAGCUCAACGAGCGCAAUUACCUAACGAGCCAGCACGGGCGAAAAGUAUACAAAAAAGUGAUUGAAACUUAACCAAAGUAUUAGCACGUAAGUCAACCAGAGCCAGGCAUUUUUCCAUUUAUUUUGGCUCCCAUCUCUGAGCGAAUGCGAUAGCGAAAAAAAACCAAAAUAUUGUGUACGAACGAGAUAAAUACGAGAAAGAGAGAGAGCUCCUGUUUAAUAAUAAUACUAAAAAUAAUAACGAUUAUCUUAAGAAUAAGGUAACAUUAACGAAAGCAGACGCCAAGAGCUUAUCCAUAGAGCAUUAUGCCACCGAGAAUGCACUGCGGUUCUUCUUAGGCGCCUGCUCCAUCAAAGCUUCUUCGUCGAUGAAUCACUAAUAGACGAUACAUAGUGUAAGCGAAAGUCACAAAUAACUCAACUUGCAAUCGAUAAUUUAUUUUUGCUAAUGUGUAGAAAGUUUGCGCGCGUUUGUUCCGCGAAACAAUCAAAAAGUUGAGUGCGACAGAGCAGUCGAGGGAAGAACAUCAAACGUCAUGACAACUGUCCUCGGUUUUUCUACUUUACGGAAAAGUUUUUCAGAAUUUCAUUCGAUUAUGUGUCCAUCCAAAAACAGGCAAAUCUGCUGGUACAUUUUGUGCCGGAAUAUUUUGUACUGUUAAAAAUCAUUUUGCAACAUCGUCCGAAGAUUUUAACAUUGAAAAAAUCUCUUUAAGGUAUUCACUCCUAUUAUUUUUCCAGACUUUUUCAUCUUUUUUUGUUUGUCUUACAAUUAAUGAAUUAUUGAGUUUUCGAGUCUAGGCGAAUUCGUCAGAAUUUGACGAAUUGAUGGAAUAUUCUGUUUAUUAAGCGGUAAAGCCCCUGGAUGGACACAUCCCAGUAUUGCCACAGCUUUGCUCGAAGCGUACACAGCAUCGGUUAAAAACGCCACCGCAUUAUCCAACCGAACCCUCCCACUUCGUCAUCGUUUAUUGUAAUACGUGAAUUCUCACCCGUGCCAAUAGAACCCACCACACCGUUGUUCCAAUCUAUUGAGAAAUUACUCUUCUGUUCAAACCCACAUGCCCGUUGGUCGUUCAACGAAAUUAAGGUAUUCCUUUCGCGAGCCCGAAUAUUCUACAAAUAACUGAUUUUAAAUUACAGUCAAGUUAAAGUGCAUGCGAAUAGAUUGGCGAAAUUUCAGGUCGGGUUAUCGAACGUUUAAUAAAGAAUGAAAACGUGAAAAAUCGUAAAAUUUGGGAGCUUAUGGAGAUCCCAUCGUCACCAAUUUUCUAUUCGAUAGUUCAAUUACUGAAUCAUUUUAAAUUCUUGAUACAAAUUGUCUCUGAAUCAGUCCAAACUUCGAGUGCCCCAAUUUGCGCAACCAAAAAAUACGUUCAUGCGAAUGGAAUACCUUAACGAACGCAAUGCACUAAUCGUAUUUUGCGAAUAGAAACGAGCGAGCAUUGUAUCGGAGUAUAAAUUUCUAACAGGCAUUUUUCGAGUAGUCGUUCACUACGAUGCAAAAAAAGAAAAGUGUCAAAAAACCGUCGAUUCCGACGCAGUGUUUUAGGUUCUCCAAAUUACGUUACAAAAAACAUCGUCGAAUAUUUUUCUAAUCAGAAUUUCAUCUUCAACCCACAAUAAUCAGUGUAAAAAAAUUCCAGACUCACAACAUUUUAUUUCUGAAGGAAAAAUAAGCAAAAAAACGAGCGAAUGAAAAAUUUGAUCUCAAGCACAGGUGUUUCAAUCUCUAGAAAAAUUUUGGUCAAUUUUUUGAGAAAUCUCGGUUCAAAGAAGACGGAAAAAUGCUUCGCGAUCACUGGCCGGGGGACGAGGUCGUUUUUUUGUCGUUUAGAUCGCCGCCAAUGAAAAUUUCGUUGUGAAUGAAUCGCGCACGGGAUGCAUUGAGUGCUUAUCGGUAUAGUGAUAUUGAAACGUGAAUUCGCGUUACAGGGUUUAAGCGAGUUGAGCUUGACGAGAUCGAUCUGAAAUUCUAUAAAAAUUGUGCAACGAUCGGCCUCAUCGCCUAAUCCUAUAUAAAUAUAUAAAAGUCGAGGGAAAAACAAACAGAGUAUGGUAAAUUAUUUUUGUGUCUCUGAAAGGAGUGCGUGUUGAAAAAAUGAUCGAAAGCAGAUCGAUCCCGUCGAGACGAGGGACGGAAGUGAGAGAGGAAAAAAAAUCUUUCAAAUAUUGAGGCCAUCGUCGAGAACCGCUGGCGCAGUUUGUGUGAAAAAUAAACAUUUCUCGUAGAUCUCUAAUAACGAAUCGUUAGCGAUAAAACAAAAGUAAUUAAACGUACUACGAUAUUUAGGUGAUUUAUCUGUCGGUGUUUAGAAAUCUCGAUGUCAAGCUUAACACUCACGGUCUUUCUAGUCUCAUAGGAACAUUGUGGAAAUUUCGGGUUUCUCCAUUCAUUGGAAGCGUCAGUAUUUUUUUGGAUUUUGAGAGAGACGAUUUGAUACUUUCAUGAGAGUCGUUCGAUCACAAUUGAUGAGAAACUUUAUUGAAUUUUUAUAAGAAAAUGAGAUUUUUCUCGAGAAGGAAUUGCUGAGGAAUAAAAAUGAAUUCAGUAUCGAUUCGAUGCCCAAUUAUUGUGACUGAAUGAAUUUACCUUCGAUUCGAAUUUUCCUUCAUAUUCGUCGCAUAAUCUCCGGUUAUAUUCUGCAUUUCUUUGCCCUGGUUUCGUACUCGAGCUUUUAGCAUUUUCACGAGUAUUUUCUUCGCCGUAUAGUUGAUCGUAAUACCGCAAAUUUCACCGCUAAUGGUCACGUCAGAAGUGCUUUCUCUCUCUUUGCCUCCCCCCCCCCCCCCACCCGCCCCUUUGGCUUCCUCGCUCUCACUUUUGGUCAGCAUUCGCGUUAUUUUACGCCAGUAGUUACUACACGCCACCGUGUCUGACUCGCGGCCAGAUAAAUUCGCGUUGGACCAUUUGCAUUCACGGAUUAACGCUCUCCGCGCUCGCUGCUUCUUCUACCACGUUCACGUUCACCCGUCCGCGUUGUGGUUUGUUACCGGAAUAUAUUAUACUCGAUUUAACGAUGCAUUUCAUCCGCAGUCCCGGAGACAACGCCACUGACACUUUUUCCCCCCGUUGCUUUCCCAUUCGAAUAUUCUUAUUUUCACGAUUAAUUGAAUUUUCCUUAAUCGAGGUAGUUCUGCAAAAUGGUCCGUCCUUUUUUCCUCCGUUUUUCACGGCGACGUGAAUAAAUCGGCAAACUUUUGUGGGCGAGAAUUUGUUCGCGUAUCAACUUCGUGACGUUUGGCAUCUCAUGAAAUUUCUUUGUUUUUUACGAAUAUAAAAUUCUCACAAUUCAUUUUCUAUUCGAUUAUCCGCUUAAGGUACUUCAUGCACGAAAUUAUUUUAUUAAGAAAGUCUUGCUGAAAUUUACACAGAGUAAAUGGAUAGUCGAUUGAUACGCAUGUCAAAUUUUAAACGAUUCGUCUUAUUGGUUGUUUAGAUAGACGUGCUUAAAUAUGAAGAAAAAUACACAGGGGUGGCAACGGGGGUGUGAAAAAUCAUUCAUCUUUUCAUAUAACGAGUGAACGCUUCUUACGAAGUUUAUGAAAAAGUACACAACAACAGUGAAGUAUGUUAUGAAAGUCUUGGAAAAAAUUUUUAACAUAAAAAACUCGUAAUUUCAUUAUCGCCAAAAGAUGAGUUGAAAAAAUGUAUUUACAAUUUUGAAUGAAUAACUCUGACAUUAAUUUAGAGUGCUGAUAAUAUCUUUAAUUACGAAGUAAAAAUCGAGCGAAUUUAGCGACGCCCUUAAAAUACGAUCGUUCGGGCAUGAUCUACCUUAAACCACUAGAAUUGAUCGGGUGAACCGAACCUUUUUCCUGCUUUUUCCCCAUCACGCGACAACAAUGACGAUAAUUCGUGAAAUUUUGACAACUCGCAAUAAUGAAACGCACGAGACCAAAGUAAAAUAUGAACACUCGAAUUAUCGUGGCACGAAAUUGGAAGGUGUAACCGUGGGAUAACGCCGAAAUUUCAAGCCCGCCCGCGAUCGCUACAGAUAGUAUUUUCUAAUCAAAUAAUUUUCGUUUGAAUGAGAUAGCGAAUCGAAAUUCUGUGCGAUAUUACGAGCGCGUUAAAUUAUCACGAGUAUUCGGAAAUGCUCGAUAAUCACGUUUUCACGAUUCGUAUAUGUAUGUAAUGUACAUGCCCCUGUGUAUACCUGUACACACAUAUAUUUGCGCGUAAACCCGAUCCGAAUAGUAAAAGCGAUUGGGGAAAUGUUACGAGCUUUCCCAGUCAAACGAGGGCCAAAGUUCAUUUAUAUAACAAGUCCCUUGCACACGUAACGAAUCAAUUAACGAGACUCUCCCGUCACGUACACGCAUUUAUGUGUGUGUAUGCAGAUAUUAGCGAGAGCAGAGAGGGGAGCAAAGGCUAGGGAGAGUGAGUCGUUAUGUUCGAGGGGUUUUUUCUUCCUUCCAAAUCCGAGGCUAGAAUCGUCGUGAGUUUCAUUUUGCGCUUAGCUAGUCGCGCCUCUUUUUCGCGAUGUGAGGGGGGAAAAACGAAAGCAUCGUUGCGCUAACUAGAGUGUAAUAGGGGGUUGAGUAAAGGCCAAUUUUUCGCUGAGUCUACGUAGUUUCAGUGUUGUUUAGCGGAGCAUUAAAGCAAAAAGACGAAGCGCUUCAUCUCGUUGUGUAUUAAAAAAGCCAAAAUGAUAAUUCAAGUCCGCGAAAAUUUUUCACUAGUCGAGUAUCAUAGGGGAAAAAAAAAAGAAGAAAAAACGAACGAAAAGAUUAAAAAGUAACAGAACAUGAAAGUGCAUCGAGCGAUGCAUUAUUCUAUUCUUUCGUCUAGUUUUAAAACUUUAGGAUACUAAAGAAAACGUUUUUCGUAGGAUGUUUUUCGAUGAUAAGUACACGUCCGAUAUCACGGUCCCUCCUGAACUACUUAGCAGUAGAGCAGACCCAAGAAAUGCACGCUUUCCUCGAGACUAUUUGAAUGAAAAAAAAAGAAAAAGAAAAAGGCAAACAGUCGAUAAUCUUCGUCAGCUGAUGCACUCGGGUCUUCUAGUCGUUUUUAUCUUGUUUCUCAAUAAUUUUGUCUCGUUUAUUCUCUCCGUUGACUUUUUAUAUCUCACAGUGAACGCAAUCCUGUUCCGACUUCCGUCCGAACGGACUUAAAUUAAUAAGCUCAAUGAAAAUCGACCCUAAAUUAUAGAGAAAAUUCUUUAUCCGAGUUAGACGUUUUUAGAAAAAGUAUUUUAGACGAUGGUUGAAUGUUUCGUUACGUUUUACAACGAUUUUAUUUUGUACAGAGACGCGCUCGUAUCGUUUGUAGUGAGCUUGACCUUUAUGCGCGGACACGAUUCGAAUCGAUACGAGUUUGGGCGGAAGUUUGAAUCGGAAUGAUUCCGAGAAGCGUGAAAUGUGUAGAUUAGAUUAUUAGAUCGAUAGUGUUUUAAUAGUGUGUAUUUAUUCGUGUAGCGUCGACAUUGAUCGUCCGAGUCCUUAAAGAUUCGAUAAUUCGAAUGUGUGAACGUUGUAGAUAGACAUUUUUCGUUGUUCUUUUAUUUCGUUAUCUUGAAAAAUCAAAAUACUUUUUGGGACUCGAACGAACAUUGGAUUCGAUAGUCCAACCGGGCAAAUAGUGCAAUUGGAAAAUCUCCGUUCGUUCCACGAGGAACGAACGGCGGAGAUCACUGGAUUGGGAGAGGGAGAAUCAAAGUUUCGAAAAGUGUAGAAAAUUUUCGAGAUACCUUCGCGGUAAUGAGAAAUGAAAAAAAAACGAAAACGAAUAAAAAAGCACAAAAUUUUACUAUCGCAAUCCAGCGUGUCGGAUUAGUCAUCGGUGUGUAGAAAUUCUAGCAGCUAAAUAGUAGAGAACUGAAUUUAUUAUUAUUCUUAUUAUCGCUAUAAAGUUACGAUAAUUGGUAAUGAUCUUGCGAAAUAAUAAAGAAAAUUGCAAAUGUUUUUGCAAUUCGGUUUUUUUCAAUAUUCGUAUUCAAAGCUAUGGCUGUGAUCGUAAAAUUAAUUGAUAAAACAAAAAAUAAGAUAAAAAAUAAGAGGGGAGGGGCGGAGAGAGGGGGCAGAGGAAAAGAUAAAAGUGGUUCAUAUAUGUGUAUAUUAUAAUGUAUUCGACGAUUAUGUGCAUAGAAUUACGUUGUACAAUGUACAUUAAACGGGAGAGAAUGGGGGGAAAAAAAGUGAAGAAAUAUUUUGAAAACGCAAUCGUUCAAUAAGUUUAUUUAAUAUAUUCAAAAUUGUAAAGUGAUUCUUCCUUAUGAAAAUCUACAAGUGCGAAGAAAAUUGAUUGAACCCGAAGGAGUCAAAAUUCGGGAAGGAUCACUCCAAGUUUUUUUCGUUAUCGAGAGCCAUUGAGUAUCUCGAAAUGAAUUGGCAAAAUGUUGAAAAUUUUUUACGUUUAUUUUAUGAAAAAUAGUUGUAAACUGUAAAUAAAUAAUGUCCGAGGUCGCUCGGUGUCAACGAAGUGAAAAGGGGGGGAGAAAGAAGAGAAAAUAAUCGUUUCCGGUGUGUGAGAGAAUCAAAGGGUAAUUCGACGAUUGUACGAGUCGCUCGAUGAAAUCAAAUCUGUAAAUAGUUGACAAGCGCGAUCCUCGAUUCCGCAAUCGUAAAAUAUUUAAUUCCAGAGAGAAAUAAAAAAAAAAAAAAAAACUGUGGAGGCAAUUAAGUCUCCUCGCGAUGCGCAACGAAUGACGAAACGCUUGAUUCCUAAAGAAAAAAAAUGAGGCGACAAGUGCGCGCUUCCUUGUAACGAUUUAACUUCGAUUUCGUCGUUCGUCAAAGCCAAUGAAAAAUAAAAUAUUAAGUUGCGAAAUACUAAGCGCUCAAACGAUCAUGGGAAGUAACGGAGAAGCCAAAAACCCAACCGAAAAUCCGUAAACGCAUUACGAAUCUUGAAAUAAUCAGUUUUCUUACAUAUUUUGAGUAACUUUCAGUGACGUUCGCCGAACAAAAGCACCGCUAAUGCGCCCAUAGAAAGCACGCUAUUUAUUGACAACUACAAACCAAAAACAGGUACGAAAAAACAUCGACGGAUGAGACAAAGAUUGUUGACAAUUAAUCAAAGAAUUAUCGAAAAGAAACGAAUAACUCGUGCGUCUUACGGUUCAGGAGCGCAACAACGAUCGACGGAAAUGCGUUUACGUGAAAACAGAGCCAAAUACUUCGAUGUAUUUUCACUACAGUCCUGUCUACAGUCAAUUCAUUUUGUAUCUAUACCUAAUCUAUAUGUAUCUAUUGUCAUAAUUUAAUGCCAAAUAAAUGUUACAUUUACGCAGAUAAAAA
Messenger RNA from Venturia canescens, 10442 nucleotides. RefSeq lists its product as uncharacterized. NCBI's taxonomy places the organism in Eukaryota, Metazoa, Arthropoda, Insecta, Hymenoptera, Ichneumonidae. The record is from RefSeq and is a predicted model, not a curated record. Bases 1000 to 1602 code for a protein of 200 amino acids. The transcript is spliced from 5 exons.